This is a messenger RNA of Zerene cesonia (dogface butterfly), 3047 nucleotides long. Its product is annotated as 2-oxoglutarate dehydrogenase, mitochondrial-like. NCBI's taxonomy places the organism in Eukaryota, Metazoa, Arthropoda, Insecta, Lepidoptera, Pieridae. Gene Ontology annotation, biological process: tricarboxylic acid cycle. The coding region runs from base 1 to 3027 and encodes 1008 amino acids. Gene Ontology annotation, cellular component: oxoglutarate dehydrogenase complex; mitochondrion. The record is from RefSeq and is a predicted model, not a curated record. The transcript is spliced from 21 exons. Gene Ontology annotation, molecular function: thiamine pyrophosphate binding; oxoglutarate dehydrogenase (succinyl-transferring) activity.
AUGUCGUUUCGUGUGCACCAACUAGUGAUUACUUCUCGGUUAAUAUUAAGGACAAAUCAUAUUGCGAAUUGCAGAAGAAUUAAUGAAUUAUUACCAAGAAGUUAUUCUAGUUAUUCGAAGUCGGAGACUUUUUUAAGCGGGACAAAUGCGAACUUUCUGGAAGCUCAAUAUUUGGAAUGGUCAAAAUCCAAGGGAUCUGUGGAUUCGUCGUGGGACGGCCUCUACGAAAGCAUAAAUAGUCCUAAAUUACAAAUAGACGAGUUUCAGGAUGAUUUCAGUCCCAAAACUGCCAAACCGAAGACUUCGAAAGAAACGGAUACAGCUGUAAGACAUAAGAUUAAACUGCACUUGGCUGUACAAAACUUAAUAAGGAGUUAUCAGGCGCGCGGUCACCUCCUCUCGAAGACGGACCCACUCGGGCUGACGAUGGGCGCGCGGUGGGUUCUGAACAUGCAGAGCGCUCCGCUCGACCUGAUGGGCGUGAACUGCAAGAUCAUUGCCAGGGAACUGGGCACUAUACUAGGAGAGGAACACAUGGACAUGGAAUUUGAACUACCUCCACGUACAUUUAUCGGGGGCAAGGAACUUACUUUAACAUUAAGGGAAAUAAUAAACCGCCUAGAGAACGUGUACUGCUCCUCGAUAGGCGUUGAGUACAUGCACCUGUACAGUCCGGAUGCGCUGCAGUUCAUCAGAGAGCGGAUGGAACUACCCGGCGUGCUGGAAAAGACUGUCGAUGAGAAGCGUCUCAUCAUGAGAAGACUAACUAAGGCCGUUUUCUUAGAGAAAUACUUCGCAACCAAGUGGCCAGCGGAAAAGCGGUUCGGUCUCGAAGGUGGUGAGAGCAUGAUCGUGAUGCUUGAGGAAAUUGUCGACACAAGCACUAAGCUCGGUGUGGAGUCUAUUGUUAUGGCUAUGCAACAUAGAGGUCGUCUCAAUAUGUUAGUGAAUGUGUGUCGCAAACAAUUGACGGACAUUUUUGCGCAGUUCAAGCCAAUGGAACCUAAGGAACCUGGUUCUGGAGACAUUAAGUACCAUUUGGGGACGUACAUACAUCGAUUUAUACGCAAAACCAAUAAAUACAUUAAGGUGUCUAUGAGUUGUAAUCCCUCGCACUUGGAGGUCGUGUCUCCAGUUGUGAUUGGGAAGACGAGGGCUGAACAGCACUUUAAGGGUGAUAAUAAUGGUGAUAAAGUGAUGGCAAUAGUUAUGCACGGAGAUGCUGCUUUCAGCGGUCAGGGUGUGGUCUACGAGACCAUGCACCUAUCUGAACUGCCGGCCUUCACCACACACGGGUCUAUACACAUUGUGUGCAACAACCAGAUCGGGUACACGACGGAUCCAAGAUUCGCGAGGAGCUCACCUUAUUGCUCUGACGUCGCGAAGUGCGUGAACGCGCCCGUGCUGCACGUGAACGGCGACGACCCGGAGGCGGUGGCGCACGUGGCGCGGCUGGCGAUCGAGUACCGUUGCCGCUUCAAGCGCGACGUCGUGCUCGACCUCGUGUGCUACCGCCGCUUCGGCCACAGCGAGGAGGACGAGCCCAUGUUCACGCAGCCCUUCAUGUACAAGAAGAUACGCUCCAUGCGCACUAUUGAUCAAAUAUACGGAGAAAAGUUGAAAGCGGAGGGUGUGGUCAGUGAUGCAGAUAUUAAGGGUUGGGAGAAGGAAUACAUGGACACUUUGAAUAAGCACUUCGAACUCGCUAAAAAGGUCACCAAAUUGAGUAUCAUGGACUGGAUUGACACGCCCUGGACUGGGUUCUUUGAAGCUCGGGACCCAAAGAAGAUCGAAGACACGGGUAUAUCUGAAACAACAAUAUCGACCAUAUCAAAGCACUUCUGCAAACCGCCAGAGCCGUGGGCCUUCGAAGUGCAUAAAGGAAUAAAUAGAAUAUUGCAGAACAGGGAAAAAAUGGUAAAAGAAGGUAUAGCUGAUUGGGCCAUGGGUGAAGCUUUGGCAUAUGGUUCGUUAUUGAGGGACAAAAUACACAUCAGAUUUACUGGCGAAGACGUGGAGAGGGGCACCAUGGCUCACAGGCAUCACGUGUACCACCAUCAAGGUGUGGACGGCGCGACGCACCGCGUGCUCGACACGCUCUACCCGGACCAGUCGCACUACAGCCUGCAUAACAGCUCGCUGUCCGAGUUUGGGAUCCUAGGUUUCGAAGUAGGCUAUUCCUACUCGAGUCCACAUCUGCUGACCAUCUGGGAGGCUCAGUAUGGAGACUUCGCAGACACGGCGCAACCCGUCUUUGAUACGUUUAUCGUGAACGGGGAGAGCAAGUGGGUGUGCCAGUCGGGGCUCGUGGUGCAACUGCCUCAUGGGAUAGACGGAGCUGGUCCGGAACAUUCAUCCGCGCGAGUGGAGCGCUACCUUCAGCAGGCUGAUGAUGACGAGGACAAUAUUCCAGAUCUCGAUGAUAAGGAAAUGGCGUUGAAGCAAUUAAGAGCUGCGAACUGGAUAGUGGCUAACGUGACGUCACCAGCUAACUACUUCCACCUGAUACGGCGACAGAUCGCGAUGCCAUUCCGCAAGCCGGUCAUACUGAUGACGCCCAAAGUGGGCCUGAAACAUCCCUUUUAUCGCUCGCCGUUUAAGGACUUCUUACCUGGGACCUCCUUUCAGAGGGCAAUAGGCGACACCGGACCAGCAAGCCAAAACCCAAAAAAUGUGAAAAAACUGAUUUUCUGUUCUGGAAAAGUCGCUAUCAUAAUAACCGACUUGCUGAAAGAGAAGAAGUUACAAGACAAAAUAGCCGUAUGCCGCAUAGAGCAAUUGUACCCGUUCCCAUACGAUCUGGUGCUGAAGGAGUUCUGCAAGUACGACAAGGCCAAUGUGUUCUUCUGCCAGGAGGAGCAUAAGAACCAGGGACCUUGGCUCUUUGCCAAAGUACGUUUGGAGAACUUGUUUGGGAAGAAGAUUGGGUGCAUUUCCCGACCAUCCAGCCCCGCUUCAGCGACUGGAAUCAAAUGGAUGCAUGCCAAGGAACUGACCGAUCUUAAAAAUAAAAUUGUGGAGCUGUAAAUCGUAUUGUGUGCACAUCG